This is a messenger RNA of Suillus subaureus, 942 nucleotides long. Its product is annotated as GNS1/SUR4 membrane protein. Gene Ontology annotation, cellular component: endoplasmic reticulum membrane. Lineage: Eukaryota; Fungi; Basidiomycota; Agaricomycetes; Boletales; Suillaceae. Gene Ontology annotation, molecular function: fatty acid elongase activity. The transcript has 6 exons. The record is from RefSeq and is a predicted model, not a curated record. The coding region runs from base 1 to 942 and encodes 313 amino acids. Gene Ontology annotation, biological process: fatty acid elongation, saturated fatty acid; fatty acid elongation, polyunsaturated fatty acid; sphingolipid biosynthetic process.
AUGACCCCUUUAUCUGACCUCCUACUUUCGAUAGUGCCGGUGGACUCUAUCCCCGCUCAUCUCAAAUCGUACAUUCCAGGCGUCUCACCCUUCUCUACCUGGCCAGUGGUAGCAGCCGUCAUCACCUCCUAUCUCGGUUUCAUCUUUACGGCACGCGAGUUCGUGAAAGAUCUACCUUCACUCAAACUACAGACGCUCUUCAAAUUUCAUAAUGCAUUGCUCAGCGCCGGCAGUCUUGUUCUCCUGUUAUUGAUCAUGGAAGAGGUGGCUUCGGUAUGGAUGAACGUUGGUCAUUACGACUCGGUGUGCGCACCAUCAUCCUGGACUGAUCGACUAGAGUUCUACUACAUGGUCAAUUACUACUUCAAGUACUAUGAGUUCCUCGACACGUUAUUUUUGGUCUUGAAGAAGAAGCCUCUUACCUUUUUGCACGUCUUUCAUCAUGCCUCAACUGCAUUACUGGCUUUCGUUCAGUUGAACGGCAAAUUGAGCCCAUCUUGGACCGUUAUCUCCAUCAAUCUUUUGGUCCACGUUGUGAUGUACUAUUACUACUACGCAAGUGCAGGAGGCGCAAAAUUCUGGGUAACUACACAUACCUCUGACAAACUUUCGCUUACUAUCACAACACAGUGGAAGAAAUACCUCACGAUCAUGCAAAUUAUCCAAUUCAUCAUCGACCUCUUCGUAUUUUAUUUCGGUCUGUACCAGCACUACGUCCAUAAGUAUUUUCCCGCAUUUCCGCACUUUGGUGAUUGCUCUGGCAGCGAGCCAGCAGCGCUCUUUGGUUGCGCUCUUCUCACAAGUUAUUUGUUGCUCUUCCUCGAUUUUUAUAUGUACACAUACAUCAAAGCACCUUUCUCUAAGGCGAAAGCAAACGGAACUAGUCAGACCAUGGUUCCAAAUAGAAAUAGCCAUACGUAUGCACCCCGUCCCUCUACCUGA